Messenger RNA from Asparagus officinalis (garden asparagus), 8108 nucleotides. RefSeq names its product MAG2-interacting protein 2. The transcript has 11 exons. Bases 335 to 7822 code for a protein of 2495 amino acids. The record is from RefSeq and is a predicted model, not a curated record. Gene Ontology annotation, biological process: retrograde vesicle-mediated transport, Golgi to endoplasmic reticulum. Gene Ontology annotation, molecular function: SNARE binding. Gene Ontology annotation, cellular component: Dsl1/NZR complex; endoplasmic reticulum membrane. NCBI's taxonomy places the organism in Eukaryota, Viridiplantae, Streptophyta, Magnoliopsida, Asparagales, Asparagaceae.
CAAUUUCUAUUAGAAAAACAUAUUUCCACGAAUAAAUCAUCAUUCGGGGGGUUAUACGCAGAAAGUCCGUCUUCAAUCUGCCGGUUUCGAUUCAACAGCUCGUCUUUUUCCCCGCUCUGUCUCCUUCCACUACUUUCGACUCCACAAGCCCAAACCCUAAUCUUCGCCUCCUCGGCAGAACCCUAAAGCCGUUAACUCUCCGGCGAGCUCCUCCCGCUAAUGUUGAGAAGAACCGAGUGCGAGAUUUGGGAGAAUCGAUUCGCGCCAUAAAUUUGAGAGCAGAUCUCAAGUUUUCUAUCAAAUUAGGGUUUCGAUCCCGAAGAAUAUUAAGGAGAUGGAAGAAGGGAGAGAAGAAGCAGCAGCAGCGGAAGAGGUUCUCUACGAGAUCCGCCAGCACGCCGAGAGGCCUUUCUCUUCAGAUUCAUUCAGAGAAGAGGUUGGCAGGAGUUCUGCUGGGGGUUGGCGAUCGUAUCUUUCAUUUCAAGGUGCCAAACAGCUUAAAGAGAAAUGGACUCGAUAUAAACGGCCGAGAUUAUUCACCAAAAGGACGUCUCUGUUUGUUUCACCAAAUGGUGAAUACAUUGCAAUAGCCUGCAGAAAUCAAAUCACUAUUUUGCAGAAGGGCGAUAACUAUAUGCAUCCCACUGGCAUCUUUACAAGUAAUGACAGACUGACUGCUUUUGCUGGUGGAGCUUGGCUGGAAUCUCAGGGUAUCCUUGGGGUAAUUGAUGAAAUGAGUACCCUUUUCCUUAUCAAAUCAAGUGGAGAGGAACUAGUGAGAAGAAGCAGUAGCCAGUUAAAACUGUCUGCACCUAUUAUUGACCUGAUUGUUCAGGAUGAUGUCAGGUUGGAAAAAUCUUUCUGGUCUGGUUUCUAUAUUUUUACAGAGGAUGCGUUGCUUCAUCAUGUUGAUAUCUUCCUUGAUCCAACUGCUUGCAUUUAUCAAGUUCCAACUUCAAGUAGAUUCUUAACAGACAAGAAGCAGUUUCCUCACAAAGUGUUCUGUUUGGACUUCCAUUCAAGUCUUUCUUUUGGUGUGCUGGUUGGUGCUUCUAGUGUCUCGGAAAAUUCUAGUGAUGAUUCUGGUUUCUAUUUUGUUUUUCUUUUUCGCCUGACAACAAAUUUGGAGCUUGAGUUGUUGUUCUGCAGUCCUCAAUUUAAAGGUCUCUUUGUAGCUUCAAAUAGUGACAAUGGUCCUUUUACCUCGCCCAAAGUGGCGAUCUCACCCCAUGCAAAGCAUGUUGCUGUACUCAAUUUGUCUGGGGGAAUAGAUUUAUUUAACCUGGAUGCUGAAAAAUUCUCACUAUCCAAUAUUUCUUUUGCUGAGACUCAGCAUUCUAACAUAGCUGAUAGUUUGACACAUACUAGUAAGGAAUCCAUACAGAGUAUUGUUGACAUCAGCUGGUGGACUGAUCAUAUUCUUAUUCUUGCAAAGAGGGAAGGCAACAUUUCCAUCUAUAACAUCAUUAGUGGUGUAAAAGUUAUUGAGAAUGAUCCAGUAUUUUCUAUGCCUGCUAUUGAGAGAAUGAAGCAUCAUGAAGGACAUGUAUUUGUUCUGGAGAGCAGCAAGUUGUCUGAUGAGAAUAUAUCACUCUCUGAGCCAGCAAAAAGCAAAAAUAUGCAGCAAACCAAGCCAAUGUCUUCUAUAACCGCGAAUCAGCUUGACAAUGACAAAUUUUACUGGAGGUUGAUGUCAUUAUCUGGGAAAUCUGUUUCAGAGAUGUAUACUGUUCUAAUCAGCAAUCAACAAUACCAGUGUGCAUUGGAAUUUGCCAGUCGUCACAAGCUGGACAAAAAUGAAGUUUUCAAAGAACAGUGGCUGCAUUCUGAUCAAGGUAUCCAUGACAUAGAUGUGAUUUUGCCAAAAAUUACGGAUCAAAUGUUUGUACUAUCUGAAUGUUUAGAUAAAGUUGGACCAAGUGAAGAUAUUGUGAAGGCUCUACUUUCUUAUGGGCUUCGUAUAACUGAUGAGUACAAGUUCUUGGACUUGGAUGAUGGUCAAUCAAACACAGUCUGGGAUUUUUGGGUUAUUAGGCUUCAGCUCCUACAAUAUAGAGACAAGCUGGAAACAUUUAUGGGGAUAAAUAUGGGAAGGUUUUCUAUGCAAGAAUACAGAAAAUUUCGUGCUAUUCCUCUUUAUGAAGCAGCUAUAAGUCUAGCUGAAAGUGGAAAAAUUGGAGCUCUUAACCUUCUUUUCAAACGUCAUCCGUAUUCUCUCUCCCCUAAAAUAUUAGACAUUUUAUCUGCUAUACCUGAAACAGUUCCAGUUCAGUCAUAUGGUCAGCUGCUUCCUGGGAGGUCACCUCCUAGUACCAUUGCUUUAAGGGAAAGCGAUUGGGUUGAAUGCGAAAAGAUGAUCUCCUUUAUAAACAACAUGCCUAGCAAUUCCGAGAAGUGUAUCCAACUAAGAACUGAAAAUAUCCUCAAACAGUCUCUGGGCUUUGUCUGGCCAUCAACUGCUGAACUCUCAGAAUGGUACAUAAAGAGAACAAGGGAUAUUGAUAACUUGAGUGGCCAGCUCGACAACUGCCUUUCUCUGCUAGAGUUUGCAUACUGCAAGGGUAUGGUGGAGCUGCAGAACUUCCUUGAGGACACAUCAUAUUUGCAUCAACUAAUUUAUUCUGAUAGUUGUGAAGAAGAUUUCAGUAUGAGUCUUAUUGCAUGGGAACAGUUGUCAGACUAUGAGAAAUUCAGAAUUAUGCUUAAGGGUGUGAAAGAGGACACUGUAGUGAAAAGACUUAAUGACACAGCUGUCCCAUUUAUGAAACAGCGGUGUUUCUUUAAACCAGUAGAUUCUAGAGAUAAGAUGGAAGAGAAUCAAGGUUUUCCACAUCAGGAUGAGAAAGAUUCAUUUGUCGUUAGAUGGUUGAAGGAGAUUGCUGCAGACAAUCUGUUAGAAAUAUGCUUGGCAGUUAUUGAAAAUGGAUGUGGGGAUUUCCCAGUUGAUGGCCUUUUCAAAAAUGAAGUUGAAAUAGUUGAAACUGCACUCCAUUGCAUCUAUCUUUGCACUCUUAUAGAUCAGUGGAAUACAAUGGCAUCCAUUUUGUCAAAGCUUCCAAGGAAAACACUAAGACAUAACAGCAGCAAGGAGUUCAAUACAAGGCAUGGUACACAGAGUCUGGGAACACCUAGAUUCUCUUACUUGAGAAGCCAACUUGGAAGGUCUGAGAUGCAAUUAAGUUCAACAAAUUCACUUGAGGGAGAGCGUGCAUCACAAAAUUCUAGAGGCUCUGUGGACCAUUUAGAUAGUGAUGCAUCUGAUGAUAUAGAGAGGAGAAUAAAUAUUGCCGAAGGCCAUGUAGAAGUGGGAAGACUUUUGGCCUUCUACCAGGUGCCAAAACCGAUAAGCUUCUUUUUAGGUGCGCAAUCUGAUGAGAAGAAUGUGAAACAACUUCUUCGACUUAUUUUAUCUAAAUUUGGCCGCCGGCAACCAGGUAGAUCAGAUAAUGAUUGGGCCAACAUGUGGCGUGAUAUGCAAUCUUUUCGGGAAAAGGCAUUUCCUUUUCUUGAUUCAGAGUAUAUGCUAACUGAAUUUUGUAGAGGGCUUUUAAAAGCUGGUAAAUUCUCACUUGCAAGGAACUAUCUGAAAGGGACGAGUUCCAUUGCUUUGCAAACAGAGAAAGCUGAAAAUUUAGUUGUUCAAGCUGCAAGGGAGUAUUUCUUCUCAGCUUCAAGUCUUGCUUGCACCGAAAUCUGGAAGGCCAAGGAGUGUUUAAAUCUUUUCCCAAAUAGCAAGAUCGUUCAGAUAGAGGCUGAUAUCAUCGAAGCUCUCACCACUAGACUUCCAAAUCUUGGAGUGACUCUCCUACCCAUGCAAUUUAAGCAGAUAAGAAAUCCCAUGGAAAUCAUUAAUAUGGUAAUUUCUAGCCAACCUGGAGCUUACCUUAAUGUGGAUGAACUCAUUGAAAUCGCCAAACUUCUAGGACUAACCUCUCAAGAAGAUAUAGCAUCUGUAGAAGAAGCAAUCGCUAGAGAAGCUGCUGUAGCAGGCGAUCUACAAUUGGCUUUUGAUCUUUGUCUAGUGUUGGCUAGAAAGGGCCAUGGGCCAAUAUGGGACUUAUGUGCUGCAAUUGCCAGGGGUCCCCAUCUUGACAAUAUGGAUUCAAGUUCCCGAAAGCAGCUUUUGAGUUUCGCUUUGAGCCAUUGUGAUGAGGAAUCUAUUGGGGAAUUGCUUCAUGCAUGGAAGGAUUUUGAUAUCCAUAUGCAAUGUGAGAAUCUUAUGGUUUCAACUCGAACAAGUCCUCCGAAUUUUUCUGUAAAGGGAUCCUCGAUAAUGCCACUCUCUGCACAGAGUGUCCAAGAUAUAUUUGAUCUAAGAGAUAAUUCUAGACAUGUGGAGCAUGUCACCGAUUUUCAUGGGAGUGUGAGUGAUGAUGAUCACUUCAAUAACAUCAAGGACAUACUUUUCAAGGUUGGCAAGGAGUUGUCAUUUGAUGAAGACGGGAUUAAUUGGGAUUCUCUCUUAAGAGAAAACAGAAAAGUUUUAUCAUUUGCUGCACUGGAGCUUCCUUGGCUCAUGGAGUUGAGUAGGAAAGAAGAAUAUGGUAAGAAGGCGGUUCAGGGUUCAGAAAUUCUUCCUGGAGGACAUUAUAUCUCCAUACGAACUCAAGCAUUGAUCAGUAUUCUUUAUUGGUUGGCUGAUAAUGAUAUUGCUCCAAGUGAUGAUCUCAUGGCCUCUAUUGCAAAGUCUAUUAUGGAACCCCCUGUAAGCACAGAGGAGGAUGUUCUAGGAUGCUCAUUUCUACUGAAUCUUGUUGAUGCUUUUCAGGGCGUCGAAAUAAUUGAACAACAAUUGAAAGAUAGGAAAGGAUAUCAGGAGAUGUUCAGCAUCAUGAAUGUAGGGAUGGUGUAUAGCUCACUGCAAAAUUCACACAAAGAAUGCGCAACCCCUGAUGAGAGACGGAAUCUCUUGAUUCACAAAUUUCAAGAGAAGCACACAUCAUUUAUUUUUGAUGAACUUGAACACAUUGAGAAAGCACAAUCAACAUUCUGGAGAGAGUGGAAAGCAAAAUUGGAAGAGCAGAAACAUUUAGCUGAUCAAGCAAGAAAUCUGGAGCAAAUAAUUCCUGGGAUAGAAACUGCCCGCUUUUUAUCUGGUGAUGCUGAGUACAUCAAGGCUGUUGUUUUUUCCUUCAUUGAUUCGGUAAAGACAGAGAAAAAUCACAUUCUCAAGGAAGCAGUUAAACUUGCUGAUACCUACGGCUUGAAUCGCAAUGAGGUUCUACUACGGUUUUUUGGCUCCGUUCUUGUUUCUGACCAGUGGAGGAAUGAUGAUAUUCUAGCAGAAAUCUCAGAGUUCAGAGAAACCAUAGUGAAGUGUGCUAAGGAGGUCAUUAUCAUGAUUUCAUCAGUUGUCUAUCCUGAAAUUGAUGGUCACAACAAGCAGCGACUUUCAUACAUUUAUGGCAUCCUUUCGGCCUGCUAUUUGCACUUGAGGAAAACUGAAGAGCCAGCAUUAAUGGAACUGACCCACCAGUAUCUACACCAUAAGAAGCAUAAUUUGGAGCCAUUUCAGUUUUACAAGGUUAUUGAACAAGAAUGUCAAAGGGUGUCUUUCAUCAGUGAAUUGGACUUUAAAAACAUUGCUGGACUAGAUGAUUUGAACUUUGGGCAUAUCAAUGAAGAAGUAUCCAUUAACAUCCGUGAUUCUACUAUAGAAGCUCUGGCGGAUAUGGUACGGGCCCUUGGCAGCAUCUACAGUGAUUCUGAAGCAAUUGUCCACAUCAUGUCAUGGCAGGAUGUUUAUAAGCAUCACAUUCAAAGUUGCUUAGCUCACCUGGAGAGUGAAAGUAGUGUGGAUCCAGAUGAGUUGCCAGAACUAGUAGGAAAAAUUGAAGCUAACUAUGAUGUUUGCAAUAAAUAUAUCAAAUCACUUGAAGAAGAUGACCAGUCCUACAUUAUUGAGAGAUAUUGCAAACUCUGUCUUCCGUCUGGCAGUCCGUCAUUUAAAAAUUCAAAUGAAUCUGCAAAGAGAGGUUGUCUUAUUGUGCUCAUGAGCUUUUGGAUCAAAAUGGCUGAUGAUGAAGGCUUUGAUAGAAAGCACCUAGCAAGAUGUCUCAAGGUACUGAAAAAGUUAGUGACAGAAAAUGAAAUAUCAACAGACUGUGGGUGGAGCAUGAUUACUGGCUAUGUUAAACUGGGUCUCAAGGGUGGUCUGACUGCAGACAUCUCAAGUUUCUUUCAAGCCAUGAUUUUCUCGGGCUGUGGGUUCAAUUUUGUUGCUAAAGUAUACUCUGAAGCUGAAUUAUACGCAACAAGCUUAACUUUGGAUGGAAAGCUUAAGAAUCUUGUAGAUCUUUAUGUAUAUUUGAUGGAGAAAUCUUUACUAGACCUGAGCAGAGGCUGUGAAGAGCACAAGGACCUGCAUUAUCUGCUAGCGUCUCUGAGCAGGCUAGAAGAUGGUGACUAUGCAGAAGAUCUUAAUCUGAUCAGAUGCCGAGUUUGGGGCAAGUUGACUGCCUUUUCUGAUGACAUGCAAUUGGGAAGCCAUUUGCGCGUCUAUGCUUUGGAACUAAUGCAAGCCAUCACUGGACAGAACCUGACAAAUCUUCCCACCGAAAUUGCUUCAGUGGUCCAGACAUGGGAAGGAUGGGAACAAGCAUGCUUCACACCCAGAGAUCUGACCACAACGGAAAGAGCUGACGGUUCUGGCAGUAGUAUCACAAGCACUUUAGUGGCAUUGAAAUCAACUAGGUUGGUUGCCAUGAUCUCCCCAGACAUCAAGAUUACUCCUGAGGAUCUAGUCACCCUUGACUCAGCAGUCUCUUGUUUCUUACAUUUAUCUGAAAUGGCUACUUCACUGCCUGAUCUCAAUAUCUUGCAGUCUGUUUUAGAGGAAUGGGAAGCAUUGUAUAGUUCAAACAGGACACAGGUAAACAAGGAGAAGUUCACAAGUGUUGAAUCAUCGACUGAAGAAUUUGACGACUGGAGCGGUGAUGAGUGGGACAAUGAGGGUUGGGAGAACCUUCCAGAGGAAGAGCUUGGGAAAACUGAAGAAAUUAAGGAUGAUACCUAUUCUACUCGAGUCCUCCACUGUUGCUGGAUGGAGAUCAUCAGAAAGCUCGUUGGGCUUUCAGAGUUCAAACUGGUAAUUGAAAUUCUGGACAGAUCAUUUUCAAAGUCUGACGGAGUUGAUGUAUUGCUGGACGAAGAUGAAGCCCAGUGCUUGUAUAAACUCGUAGUUCAAGUUGAUUGUUUCAUGGCAUUGAAGAUGUUACUAUUACUUCCUUAUAGAGGGCCUUGGUUACAAUGCUUACACGUGGUUGAGGCUACCCUUAAUGAUGGGGGACGAAGUCCCAAGAAUGCAUCCGUUCGUGUAGACCAUGGUUAUGAACUUCUGAUUCUUGUGUUGUCAUCUGGAGUCCUGGGAAACAUUGCUACAGAUCCAACUCUUUCUAAGGUGUUCUCUUAUCUAUGCCAUUCGGUGGGAUAUCUUACUCACCAUUGUCAGGAAUAUUUGCAUAGUAAUAAAGACAGUUUGGAUCAAAAAAAUGUGCAACAUUUUUGCAAGAUACUGUUGCCAUGUUUCGUAUCCCAGCUUGUGGACUUAGGGCAGUGUUUAUUAGCUGGGUUUAUAGUAUCUCAAUGGACACACACCCACUGUUCUCUUGGUCUUAUUGAUGUUGUAGAUGCCGUUCUUCGAAAGUAUUUGGAAGGGCAAUUCCUCAUAACUGUAGGUGGUGAGUCUGCUGGUCUUGGAGAACUGGAGUUAUCUGGGUCCUUGGUCUAUACGUUAUCAAGAUUGAGAAGGAAGUUAGGGAGCAUGCUGCAGUCUGCGGUCUCAGCUCUUCCAUCAGAUAUCCAAAGACAUGACUUUGUUUAAUUUCAUGGGGGGGUUGAACAGAUAUGUUAUGCAAAAGAGUUCUAACUGGUUAUUAUCUUUGUUGCGCUUGUCUUCCUUUUUGAUGAAAUUUGCAGUCAUCUCCUAUACUAAUGCAUUAUUAAACAGUUUGCUUAUGUAAUUUUUAAUUGUUUUUUCUGCAAAUAUCUUUUGAUAUUUGACAAUCUUAGACACAUGUCCUAACUGGUUGUUCGUAAACCUUAUUAUAAUAGCGUAAACUGUAAAGGCAUUGCUGUUGUUUACAUGAUAAUCCGAUCGAUACUGCAGA